AUGGGCAUCUUGGACCUACCUGCGGAACUGCUUGGUCGAAUCAUCGACUUUUCGGUGCCCGAUGAUUUCGAGAACCUCUUGCUGACUUGCCAUGCCCUGUUCGCUUGCGGAUCAUCAAGCAUACCAACGCAUAAUGCGCGGAGGAAGCACUUUAGGCAUAUCUCGUUCAACAGCUAUCACGAUGAGGAUUCAAGAUUGUCGUUCCUACGAAAUAUCGCCGCUGAGCCGGUGGCCGCUCACUACGUGCAGUCUGCUGACUUGCGCGGCCGAAUCAUGGUCACGCCAUCACUACACGAGGUUCCUCCUGGGUUUCGUCUUCGAAAAGGUACGGAAACUUGGACGUGCCAGGCUGAAGAUGGCUUCUCCGCGUCUACUUUCCUCUUGACACUAUUAACGGACGUCCGCCAACUGACCCUUCCGCGAGGGUGGCCUGAGGUGCCAGACGUAAACACUCAACCUUGGCAGCUCCUGGAUGCUAUGAUGAGGCAAAGCCACGAGCGGCGUAUGACUUCUCCUUUGUGCCAAUUGAGAUCACUUCGAGCUUUAGCCCCGGUACACUACGACUCGAGAGUUGGCUUAUCCUCAUUAUCAGCAUUUCUUGCCAUGCAUGACCUCGAGGAACUCUAUGCUACGAGUUGUGUGGCCAUAGAUGAUUAUACUGGAAUUCCGUUCACGUGGAUAUAUCCAGACUUGAAGUCUCCUCUACGCAAAAUCGAAUUUGUAAGCUGCUGCAUGGACAGUAGCCAGCUUUCCAACCUGUUGGCCAACACACCCAAUCUGCAAUCAUUUCGGUAUAGUCAUCAGGAAAAAUGGCACACUUGUGGGCAUGAUUGGAACGCCGGUGCUUUCGCAGCUGCAAUUGGGAGGUAUUGUGGCCAUCAGCUUACGGACCUAGCCUUAACAGUGGACGGUUUAUCUGGGGAGAUUGUCACGGGUAUUGUAUCUCUUCAAGAGUUUACUUGCCUAGAACGCGCAGAGCUUGAUGUUGCAUUGUUCGCCGGUCCGUCCCCUGAAUCUGGUGAAAUGGCCGGCUUGGAGGCGUGCGGCCCGUCCAAAGGCUUUCAGAAAUGGUCCCCGGCAAUGGUUCCUAAGCUAACGGAGAUUCUCCCGUCGUCUACUAAGAAUUUCCAACUGUUCGACAGCUCUCUCAACGACUACAGUGAAGUGGCUUGCUCGCUACUCAAGGACUUUUCUGCGGGACGCGAUUGGCUCCUGUCUGAUCUCGAAGAAGUAGUGCUCCGUAAGCGCAUAUUAGAUAACCCAGAAAAUCCCACAGGUGCGAAGAUCCGGGCGAGAGUCAUGGAUCAAGCGAGAAAGGUUGGUGUUGAAUAUCGUUCAGGACUUGCUUUGCAGCCAAUCUGGAGGAGGGCAUUUGGUGAAAAGUGCGGAGUGGUGCUUGAUUUGAAUUAG
Neoarthrinium moseri is the source of this 1410-nucleotide messenger RNA. RefSeq lists its product as uncharacterized. The record is from RefSeq and is a predicted model, not a curated record. The transcript has 2 exons. NCBI's taxonomy places the organism in Eukaryota, Fungi, Ascomycota, Sordariomycetes, Amphisphaeriales, Apiosporaceae. The coding region runs from base 1 to 1410 and encodes 469 amino acids.